Molecule: messenger RNA, 2254 nt
Organism: Triplophysa dalaica
Lineage: Eukaryota; Metazoa; Chordata; Actinopteri; Cypriniformes; Nemacheilidae
Gene: fam219ab
Product: family with sequence similarity 219 member Ab
Exons: 6
Coding region: 192-767 (191 amino acids)
Source: RefSeq, a predicted model, not a curated record
GAAUCGCCACUCGGUCAUUGCUGGCUAACGGGAGAUCGCUGGGAUGAAGGAGAGUCGGGGACAUUCUUGUGGCUGACACAUAUCAUACGAGACGGUUUUGAAAUUGAAUUAUUAUUAUCAAAUUUGUUGCGGUAUAUCCGCAGAAACAUCACGAACGCGUUUUAAAAGACCCCAGACACCCCGCCGCCAAGAUGAUGGAAGAAAUUGACAGAUUUCAAGUACCGACCGAGGCAGAGAUGCAACCUUUUGAUCCAGCAUCAUCAACCACAUCAGAGGCAGACUCAGAUACCAGGGAAAGCGAGCCGGCCACCCUGAACUAUAAACCUUCUCCUCUCCAUAUGAAGAUAGACAAACAGAGAGAGCUUGUUAGAAAAGGAUCAUUGAAAAAUGGAAAUGUUGCAAGCCCUGUCAAUCAACAACCCAAGAAAAAUAACGUGAUGGCCAGAACAAGGCUAGUGGUUCCCAAUAAAGGCUAUUCUUCUUUAGACCAGAGUCCAGAUGAGAAACCUUUAGUUGCUCUAGACACAGACAGCGAUGACGACUUUGACAUGUCUAGAUAUUCCUCAUCCGGAUACUCAUCAGCCGAGGUGAGGUCUCUAAGGGAACAGCAGAUAAACCAGGACCUGAACAUCCAGCUUCUGAAAGACGGAUACAGGCUUGAUGAGAUCCCUGAUGAUGAAGACCUGGACCUCAUACCACCCAAAUCUGUCAACUCAACCUGCAUGUGCUGCCAAGCCACCUCCUCCACUGCAUGUCAAAUCCAGUAAUCCCCCUCACCUCCCCACCUCUCUUGCUCCUUUUUCUUCCCUCAUUAUAUUUCAAACCUCAGAUAAGACAUCUAAUCAAUUCUACAGAAGGAAAUGUACAGUAAAUGUUAUGAUUAACAAGAUGUGCAGGAAAUUCUAAACACACACAUACACAUACAAAGCACACUUCAUGUGCAAACACAAAAAUACACACAUUUACUCUUAACAUGACUUUUAUUGGUUGCUUCCUCCUAUGGCAGGAUAUGCACUGUUUUGCUAAUAAGCUGGGAGAGUCUGCUCACUUUCACCUCCUAGCCAGCAUUGUGUUAUAAUGUACGUGAACGUAGAACAAAUGAAGCAUUAAAAUGGCUUUAAUUGUGAAUUAUAAAAGACCUUGAUGUUACAGAGAGUUUAAAAUAGCAUAUCCACUGAAUUCAUGUUGCACUCAUUGCAUUAAUUGUCGUUAUGGUACAUUUUUAUUUAUAUAUGGUUCUGAUUGGAUGUUUAUUGUUAGUGGCUGCUAUUGAAGCUAUACUGGAGUUUGUUUCUGUUGAACAUUUUGCAUGUUGGUGCAUUCAUACUGCAGAGCUAAUGGCAGCCUUGUCUGAAUGUAACAUUUUCCUACAUAGCAAAGAUAAGUUAUUUUCAACAUUGAUUAAACAUCAAAUCAAUAGUUUUGUUUUAUUCCUUUUGAUUGUACACGUUUAUUUAUUGAUUUAAAUCACACUUAAAUCUGCACUGGGUUAUAUCAUAUCAUAAAAAAAGGAGCUAUUCCUACAUAGUGAUAUUUGUUUGAGAAUCUGAAUUGAUCUGUAUCCUUCACAUCUUAAGCUCCUCUUAGAGUUUUAAGUAUUUACAUAUUGCACAGUUAACACACAAACGAUAUGUUUUAUAUUGUACCUUAAAGAAUGUUUUUUGAGGGGUGAAAUCAUAACACUCUAUGUCAUUUUUUGUCAUUUCAUACUAAGAAUACCAGUUUGAAUAUACAGAAUGAUUUCUGUAGUCACUUUGAAAACUUUUUUGUACGCUGCGGGCUCUAACAUACACUUUACCAUUGGUCUUGAACUAAAGAAUGUCAAGUUUGAUAUUGAUCAACUUCCUAAAUUAAUAUUAUUUAAAAUGAUUGUUUAUGGUGGCAAUGAUAAAACCGCAUUAGGUUCAUAUAGGUGUUCAUAUUCAAUCCAUAUAAAAGUUUCCCCCUUUUAUGAGACUUUGAGUUUACAUAAGAACAUAUGAUGUGUUGUAUUUACACUUUGCUUUUUUAUGAAUCUCAAAAUUCAAAUUUUAUGAUAUGUGAAAUAGUCAUAUUUUCACAUUUUGGUCUGUUCACCUAUGAAUAAGAUUGUGUAACAACCUGAUGUAUUCAAUUCCAAGCAUACUCAAAAAUGGAAAUUUGUUGAUGGACAAAAGCUGUGUUUUUAUGUUGCAAAUUACGUGAGAAUGUCCAUUUAUGUAUUAACUAUGUUGUUAUUGGUUUCAGUGAUCAAUAAAAGCAGAACCGAAUUGCA